GAUCAGUCAUAGAUACACUCCAAUUAUGAGAUACCGCGAUGUGUUUUCAGCAUGUGGUUUUUCAUAGAUAAAUGAAAUGGAGUGUUGAAAACUAUAUAUGGACUACCUCUACAUAAUAAUGGUAGAUAUGAAGUGAAUACUUGUCACUUCUGUUAGCAUGAAAAUGAUCAGUAAUAGUUGCACAUUUUGUAUCGCAAUUAUGAGAAAUAUUUACAUGUGUUUUCUUCUGCUUUUUGUCUAUUUUAUUUUUAUGUUUUGCAAUAAAUGAUGUGCCCUGAGGAGGUGGGGUAAAGUUGGCACUGCAUUGUCGAGACUAGUCUGGUUGCCAUGCGUAAGCCCUUCAUUUUUUAACACAGAUGUCAAAUUGGGUAUUCUUCAAUAUAUUAAUUUCUGCACUUGGUAUCAUAUAUAGUGAAGGGAAAUCUCAAAUUAGUUCCUAUAACCUGACUAUGUCAUGAAAAAGUUUUGGCCAACCUUGACCAUGUCCUGAAUUAUUGAUGCCCAACCUUGGCUCGAGGCCAUAUCAGGACUGUUUUCCAUUUUGAUCAUUAGUAUUCAUUUCCAUCCCCUGCUCUAGCUAUCAUAUGAGGACUACAGUUUUUUUGAUACAUGAUGUUGGGAAGGUUAUUUUCAUGGUUUCAUUGGAAAUUAUGAUGUUCAUUCCUACCAAUUUGUUACUUGUACAUGAUUUAAUUAUGUACUUGACAGGAGUGUAAGCAUUUGGUUUUUUCAGGUAGUUGUAUCCAAGAAAAUGGGGAACAAUGUAGCCGAACUUUUUCACGUUCUGGUGGAUGAUGUUGAAUCUUUUAAGAAGGAAAGGCAUAGUUUCAAGAUAAAUUAUUCCUUGCUCGGAAAAGGAAAUCUGUGCGAAACAAGGUUUGUUAUUGGCAAAAUAAUUAUGGAUACUAUGGGCUGUGGAGGUGUCCAAAGGGGUGAAGUCAACCAGGAGGAGAAAGAUGAGUUGCAUACAGUUGAUCCUGAACAAAGGGCAGAUGUGUUUGAAGAGAAUAGCCAUAGAGCAGCUGAUCUGGAAAAACGUCCAACUCUAGGCAAGGAUGAUAGAGGAUGCAGUAUACCACCAUCUAAUUGUGAACUAAAGCAAGAGAGUUCCGAGAAGCAAAAAUUGACAGGGAAGAGGAGCAAAUUUUCAGAGGAAAGAAUGCCUAAGAAUCAAGAGGCAAUUGCCAACAAAGAACCUGAGGAGAAAGCUGAGAAGAGGAAAGGCUUGAUUGACAUCAAUAAAUGCCUAGAGCUGGCCAAGAAGCAUCAGAAUUCCAUAACCAAGUGUCAUUUAGGCCAGGAGAACAGGAUUGAGCAAAGGGAAGGUGUGUUGGAGAAUAAAGAGUGUCACUUGGAUCAGCAUGGGGUGGUUACAAAGAAGAACAUUAACCCCGAAAAGGAAGAAAUUAAUACAGUAGGCAGCCGGUUGAGGUUGUCCAGUCUCUUCAAGUGAAGGAAAAGGUGUAUAUCUAAUCUGUUGUAGAUUACGUUAGUCAUCUGAGAUAGCAUAUUACGUGACUGACAGUUGUGCUUCGUUCAUGGGCUGAUAAGUUAAUCGUUUCAUGUUCCAGUUUUAAUUAGCAAUAUUGAGGAAACAUUUUACAGAAGCUUAAAUUAUUGAAUAUAUAUACCGA
Messenger RNA from Ilex paraguariensis (yerba mate), 1634 nucleotides. The record is from the annotation of a GenBank genome assembly. NCBI's taxonomy places the organism in Eukaryota, Viridiplantae, Streptophyta, Magnoliopsida, Aquifoliales, Aquifoliaceae.